This is a messenger RNA of Symbiodinium necroappetens, 5653 nucleotides long. NCBI's taxonomy places the organism in Eukaryota, Dinophyceae, Suessiales, Symbiodiniaceae. The record is from the annotation of a GenBank genome assembly.
GACCAGGAUAAGCACAACUCACAAGCAGCAAGCUAGCAGUUUUCAGAUCAUUGCCAACGUUGCAUAUCUACAGUAUCCGGAACUCAGAACGGCCUGGGCCUUCGGCAAAGCCAUGUCAGUCUUGCAGCGUGGCAAAUCGAAAGCGGACUUUACUGCAGAGCUGUUGCAGGGAAGACAGCUGAAGCGUGUGAAGUCGGAGGGAGCCGCUUCCGAGCUUUCCCAUCCCCCGGAGUCAGUUCAGUCAGUGCCUCUAGAAGAGCAGGCGUCGGAGGCUGAGUCGCUACCAGUCUCGCAAGGCGAGCAGGGGGAUGCCGACUCCCAGAAUGGGCAGAGCUCGGACGAUGCAGACGAGGCUCAGAUGGAUCGAGUGCCAGCCUUUCAACCGGCGUUGAAUCCGGAUUCUCCGCCCUACAGACAGGGCAGCGGAAGCUUUUUCGAAACAGGCUUGCAGCAGAUUGGCAACUGGGUUCGGGAGGCCUUGGACCGUCUCGGAGAUGGUGAACGAGCGGACCUGGCCUUCAUGCUCAGCAAGGACAGCAAUGCAGCACGCCACGUGGCAACCGCUUGUUCCGGAUGUGAUGGAGCCAUUCCGAUCGCCAAGAUGUUGCUGCAGACAGUCAGCGAAACUCUUGGGGGAGAGUGCUCCAUGGAGCAUGUGUUCUCAUGCGAGCAAGACAGUCGGAAGCAGAUGUUCUUGUUGAAGAUGUUCAGAAACACAUGGAAUGAUGCCGACAUGAGAGCAUUGUUUGAAGACACAGAGGUCUUGCGCCAAGGCCCGGGUGCACAAGCUCACGAUCAAGUUUCUGGCAGCUCAGCCACCGUUCCAAUGUGCACAGAUCUUUUCAUGGGAUUCCCAUGCCAGGACAUCUCCAAGCUUAACCGCAAUGCAGCGGAAAAUGCAGAUGUGAUCCGCAAUCGCGGUUUGCGGACCGGCCGUGUCUUCGAUGAUGUUGUGGCAUAUGUGCAGCAGACCUUGAAUGUGCAAGCCUCGGAUGUUGAAGGCCUCGACCUUCCGGAGAAUUCCUUGACUGACCCCGACUCCUUUCGUGGCCUGGUGCUCGAAAACGUGCCCGGGCUGUUGGAAGGCCCGCGAGGCGUGAACCCGGCUACCGGAGAUCCAUGGUGCUCGAACUGGGAUUACUGCAAUGAAAAGUUGCAGCGGGCUGGCCUCUUCAGUGCGCCUUUCUUGCUGGAGCCCUGGCUUUUCGGAGUGCCUGUGGUGCGGAAGCGAGUCUACAUCAUAUGUCUCCCCAAGAAGAUGGCAUCCGAGGCGGGUGUUACUGAAGAAGCUGCCAGGGAGUUUGCGUGCAAGGUCAUGCAGAAGCUCUGUUGCAGCGGUGCUCCGGGGACUAUGCGGUGCUUGGAUGACUUCUUGUUGCAGGAAGAUUCAGACUUUGUCAAGGAGGAGCUGGACAGAGCCCGCCAGCUGGAAGCCAAAAGGCGUGAAUCGGAGUUGAGAGCAGCGGCUUCAAGCAAGAAAGGGAAGCAACUAAAGUGGCCAGAACAGCAUGCCGCUGCACUGGCUGCUCGGGGCUUGGACUGGUGGGAGCACUCCAGACCGCCUCCGGAGGUGCUGACCAGGUUUCCGGGCCUCCUGGCCCUGACAGAGCGGCAAUUUGACCUUUGCCGUGUGCAGGGCAUCUCGUUUCCUGAUACACGGCACUCGGCCGUACAGUUGAGCCAGAGCCUGCGCGGGCAUCGGCGCAUCCUUCCGAACAGAAGCGACAUUGUCCUACCCCUCGGCGAGCUGCUCUUGACGCACAGAUGCAGACUUGCCACUGGAGCCGAAAGUUUGAGCCUGCAGGGGAUUCACUUUGGCAGGCAGCAGCACAGGCUGAUGGAUGUGGAGCCGGAUCUCCUGCAAUCGCUCGCAGGAAACUCUUUUCAUGGCUAUGUCUUUGCAGCGGUGCUGCUUACAAAGCUUGUUCUCGAAGCGCACUUGGUGGCCGAGAAAGCAGUGCUGACAAACAGGCGUCUCAGCAGUAAGCGUCCAGGGCGGAAGUCUACCUUGGACGACUUGUUCAGCUUUCCAUCGAACGAGAACAUGCAGACGGCCGAUGGGGAUGAUGAUGUUGCCUUGGCCUCGGCCUCCAAAAACGAGCCGGGCAUGGAAAAUGUGGACAAUUCGUUUUUGGUUGCGAUCUGCCAGAUGACUGAUGCGGUACUUCUACGAUUCCAUGCAAUCAGUGGACGAGUGUGCUGGGCGCAAAGUGCAAAGCGCUCGGCCCUUGGAGUGAGUGCCCAGACAGCCGGAAGUGAUCCGUUGAGUGUGGCCGGCCCAGACAGCGACGUCUGGGGGCACGCUUCCUUUAAAGGAUGCAAGUUCUGCCGGAGAAGCAGGAAUUUUCCGAAUCCAUUGUUGGCCCUGUUCCCCAACAAGCCCUGUUUGGGCUUCCGAUCAGAGAGGCAUUCAGAGUGUUUGACCUGUACCUGUGUCAAUCGGCGGGAGGGCAACAUUGAGAGCGCGACGGACAAGAAUGCACAUGCCAAGAAGUUGGCGGAGGACCGCAAGAGCUAUGACAGGCACAUGGAGCUCGUGGAGGCUCACGAGAAGCAAGCUUUGGAGGCGGGCGCGAAGAAGAGGAAGAUCGGCUCUCACGUGUCCGAAGGGGAUCUUCGUGACACGCAGGUGACAGUGAACUCGACUGCGGGGCUGGAGCUUCGCACCUGCCUGGGCAUUCUCUGGCCUCAGGAGAUCUACGAGCGUAAGCAUGGAGUCAAGCUCCAGGACAAGGACCUCACGUGCAUCAAUCAAGCCGGGCAGGUGCUCAAGGGCGUGUUGAGACCCAAGUCCGACGGCAUGGAGCAAGGAUGCACUGAGAUCUUCGACGUCAGGCAGAGUUUCGCAGCCAAGGCUGUGACAGAAGCAGACUCUGCCACUGCCAUUUCGGAGAAGGAGGUCGAUGUUGCUUGGGCCCGCGCGCACGGCAGGCACAGUUUGGGUGUGACGACGCCUGAGGAUGCAGAGGGGAACAUGGGACCUCCAUCGUUGUCGAUGAAGCAGGGUGUGAAGCGCCCGGCCCCAGAUGACUUCGACGAUCUGAUGGCCUUCGACAGCGACUUCUUUUCAGUUUCAGGCGGCGGCAAGAACACCGAGCUGCCCUCCCCUCAGGGUGCCAGCAAAGCCACGAGAGAAGUGCAGGCAACAGAUCGUAUUCUCCUGGAGUGCCAACAAGCCGUACACAACAUCCAGGAAGGCAUGUCGGUCAAGACCAAGCACAUCACGAGCCUGGGCGAAAAGGUCAAAUCCCGUCUUUCCCCUGCGUUGGUGGCCCUCUACACCAUCGGCUACGACCCAUCAAGCGAUGCUGCCCCCACCGAAGGCUUCCUCGCGCUUGAGAAGCUGCGGACCUACGAGCAGGUCAUGCUCAAGAUUGAGCCGUUCGUCAAGGGCUUGAACAACGAGGACACCCGCGGGCAGGAGGUGUGGGCUGCGGCGAAAGCCGCCACCUGCAAGGAUUUCACACCCCCUAAGAAUCUGGCUGAGCUUGUGCUUCAGCGUGAGGUUGAUCGGGCAGCAAAGGCCAAAGACUUCGACACCAUCAAGUCCUUGCUUCAGUGCAGUUCCGUCGCGGAAGGGAGCACUGAGCACAACUUCGAUACGGCUUUGAUCGAGGACGGAGAGAAGAGGGUUGCCUUCCGGGAGCGGGAGAUCACAAGGUUGGCCGCAGAGCUCAUGCGGCAGGACAACCAGGUGGAUGCAGUGGCGGAUCUUAUCAAGUCCGUUGUGGAAUCGUCCCUCUUGCCGGAGGACAGCCAGAUCAUGCAGGAGUUCAGGCAGGUUAUUCCGCUCUUCAAGCCUUUGGAUCUGGACACUCCCGUUGACCACCUCCAGUUCUUGAUUACGAAGUUCAGAACGGAGCGUUCGCUGAAGCUCCACAAGGUGCUCAACUUCUUCACGACAGGGCUAAAGAUCUUGGAUGGUGCGGCUGCAGGAUUGGCGAGCCGCUCCAAGGACACGGACCUCAAGAGGCGCUUGGAUGACUUGCGUCGAAAGGCUGCGCUUCUUCCUGUGCCAAGUGCUAUUGAAUGCGAGGAUUACAAGACCUUGAGGGGAAAAGCCGAGCACUUCCAAUGCAUCUUCGAGACAUUGACCGAGAUCAAGACCUCCGGCUCCGUGGACUUCAUCCGCCGCGAGACUGACGCGCUGAAGGACGUCGAGGACAAGAUGGAGGCCUUCGCCAAGUACAGCCUCGAUGUGAUGAAGCUCAAGGGGGAAACUGAUGUCGAAAGAGCCUUGAAGGAGUUCUGUGACACGUGUGAUGAGUCUGAUGUCACAAGUGGGGGCGUCGCAGACUUUCAGGGGGCCUGCGCAACUUCCAUUGAAGACCUUGACAGCUUCGGCUUGGACUUUUGGGAGGGCCUCGUUGGCAAGGAAGAUGCUCAGUCAAAGUUCUUCGGCGAUGUCGAGAAGUUUUCCAACCUGCUCAAGAUCCUCAGCUCAUCAUUGCCAAAGCUCUUGGUCGACCAAGUCGACGAUUGGGAGGAGUUGUCAGCUCUUGUGGAGCUCGUGGCGGUACCGAAACCCAUUGUGACCAAGUGGGCCGGUUGGGCUGCUGCGCAGCCGAAGCUCGAAACGAAGUUGACAAUGCUGUUCGAGAAGACCGUGGUUGCAGCUUUCCAGCCCCUCGUGAAAGCCACGCCGACCGCAGCAAAUGUGCUGAAGUUCCUCGUUUCCCGGGAGCAAGACACAGCUGCUUUGGACAGCAGUUCAACGAUCAUGCUGCCUGAAGUCAAGCAGAUGCUGCUCGAUGCGGAGAAGACCUCCGGUGCCCUGAUGACGGCUUUGGCAUCCUGGCGCUGCAAAGCCUUCGGCAGCAUUGCUGCUACGCUCCUGGACGAAGCAGAAGCUCCGGGCCUUUCUCUUUGGAUCAUGGCGUGCUUUCCCAAGGUGUGUGGACUGGCCCUGCAGUUGAAGGACCUAGUCCACAAGUCUUCCUCGGACGACACGGGCCUGAUUCCGGAAGUGGCAACCUUCGGAGAAGCUCUCGCAAUCGCGAAGACGAAGAGUGAUGAGUUCCGCUCAUUCAUGCAGACGUUGGAGCUCCCGAACGAGGAUGCUGAUGGUGCGAAGGUUAUGUUAGCCCAGAAGAUUUCGCAGUGGGCAGACGGCUUGCUCAAAGAGUUGGUCAGCCGAGUCAUUGAGCAGGCCAAGCAGAAGUUCAGCGCCACCGAGGAGGAGGUGCAAAAGGUCCUUGACCACGACGGCAUGAAAUCGGUUGAUUCGGAGCUGGAACGUGGCUGGGGCCCCGACGUCCAGCAAAAGCUCUUGGAGAUUUCAUCCUCCACGGAGUCCAAGCGGCUUCAUGCGCUCGUCAAGGUUUUGGACACCCAGAGCUCCUAUGGCAAGGACCUCCAGUGUGUCAAGAGCAUCUUCGGCGACAUCGAGCCGCCGAUGAUUGCGGCGGAGGUCUAUGCUGCAGCAAAGAAGGCCAACGUGGUGCUCGCCUGUAUUCAGGCGCUCGGCCGCCCACUCAAAGAAAAGGAAUCCCGAGCUGCACUGGCACGCCGUGCCAGGCUCAUGGCCUUUACGAAGGAAGUAACCCUCCCUGCCAAUUUGGACAUGCUUUUGAACAAAACAGCCGGGGAGGGGAGCGGUACCAGCGGUGCUGUCUCCGUAAGCGAUGGGCGCCGUCCCGCUUCCUCUGCCUAA